GAGGGUGGGGAUUUCCGUGUCCAGUCCCACAUACCAUUCUCAGGCUGAGCCCCACCGGCCCGGUGGGCUCCCAGAUCUCCCGGUGCAUUGAGGCUGUGCUUCGGGAGCCGUCCGCCCCCCUCUCCCCUCAUCCAUGUAGUCCCUUUGGAUGCAAUUGAUGCAGCGUACGCCCGCUGCAUAAUUGCAGUGCCAUCAAAAACCUGAAGCAUUCAAAGGACAGGAAAUGACUUAACGCCCAGAGCCAUUUGCAUAAGCAUUAUUUUGCCCUCACAGCUCGUAAAUUAAGUCAGUGACAGUACGACAUUAGAGUCGCUGCUGGAAUGCUUACAGUCACCUCAUGUCCGCCCCUAACGUCCCUGAACCAACAGCAGCAGCUGCACGGACGUGGGGAGCCCUGUGUGGUGAACCCCUACAGCACCCACGGUGGGGCUGUGUGGGGCUGAGAGGGGCUGUGUGAGGCGUGUAGGGCUAUGAGGGGCUGUGUAGGGAUGUGUGGGGCUAUAUAGGGCUGUGUGGGACUGUGUGAGGCUGAAAGGGGCUGUGUAGGGGCUGUGUGGGGCUAUGAGGGGCUGAGAGGGGCAGCGUGGGGCUGUGUAGGGCUAUGAGGGGCUGUGUGGGGCUGGAUGAGGCUAUGAGGGGCUGUAAGGGGCCGAGAGGGGCAGAGUCGGGCCGUGUGAGGCUAUGUACGGUUAUAGGGGCUGUGCGGGGCUCGGUGGGACUGAGAGAGGCUGUGUGGGGCUACGAGGGGCUGCGAGGGGCUGAGAGUAGCAGAGUUGGGCUGUGUGGGGUCGGGGGGGGCGGUGCGGGGCCGCGCAUCCCCCCGGCACCGCCGCCCGUCGGGGGUCCCUGGCGUUGCCACGGCAACGAACCGGGGCGGAGCAGCCAAUGCCGACGCCCGGGUGGGCGGGAGAGGGGCGGGGCGGGGAGCGGAGCGGCAGCGGGCGGCCGGCACAGGUCUUGCUGGAGCGCGGCCAGCAGCCGGCCCUUGUGCGCACCACGGAGGAACCACCGGCAUCCCCAUGUGAGCCCGCUGUGCCAGGGCAGGCAGCCCGCACCAUGAGCCUGGAGAAAGCCGGGGGUCGGUUUUGCAGCGGGAAGCGCGCCGGUCUGCCGGCCCAGCGGCCCUUCCCCGUCAUCCAGAAGGUGGUGGCAUCCAUGGCGCACCUGCAGGAGGAGAAGCUGCGGCUGCAGGAGGAGCUGCUGGCUCUGCAGGAGAAACUGGCUGCCCGCGAGAGCGAGGAGAUCGCUGCCUCCGUCCAGCUGCGAGGGCAGGUUGAAAACUUGAAGGCGAACCUCCGGGAGCAGGCGCAGGAGAUCGGCAGGCUGCGCUCCGAGAUGGGUGGCACGGAUGCGGAGAAGCACCGGGACCUGCUGGCGGCUGAGAAUGAGCGGCUGCGGCAGGAGAUGAAGGCGCGUGAAGGGGAGCUGCGGGAGCUGCGGCGGCAGCAGGCGGCGUGCCGGGACUGCACCCACCUCCAGGAGAGCGCCGGGCUGCAGGAGCGGCUGUGCCAGCUGCAGAGGGAGGCGGAGGAGGCCCGAGCCAAGCUGGCGGAGCUGGAGCUGGAGGUGCAGCAGAAGACGAACCGCCUGGCCGAGGUGGAGCUGCGGCUCAAGGAUUCGCUGGCCGAGAGAGCGCAGGAGGAGGAGAGGCUCAGCCGGCGGCUGCGGGACAGCCAGGAGACCAUCGCCAGCCUCAGGGCUCAGCCCCAGCAGAUAAAGUACGUCAUCAAGACGGUGGAGGUGGAGUCAGCCAAGGCGAAGCAGGCCCUGUGCGAGAGCCAGUCCCGAAACCAGUACCUGCAGGAGCAGGUGGGGAUGCAGAGGCAGGUGCUGAAGGAGAUGGAGCAGCAGCUGCAGAGCUCCCAGAAGACGGCGGCUCAGCUCCGGGCGCAGAUUGCCAUGUACGAGACAGAGCUGGAGCGGGCCCACGGGCAGAUGCUGGAGGAGAUGCAGGCGAUGGAGGACGAGAAGAACCGUGCCAUCGAGGAGGCGUUUUCCCGUGCCCAAGUGGAGAUGAAGGCGGUGCAUGAGAACCUGGCGGGCGUGCGGACCAACCUGCUGACGCUGCAGCCGGCGCUGCGCACCCUCACCCACGACUACAACAGCCUGAAGCGGCAGGUGCGGGACUUCCCCCUGCUCCUCCAGGAGACCCUGCGGAGCGCCAGGGCCGAGAUCGGACAAGCCAUUGAGGAGGUGAACAGCACCAACCGGGAGCUGCUGCGCAAGUACCGCCGGGAGCUGCAGCUCCGCAAGAAGUGCCACAACGAGCUGGUGCGGCUGAAAGGGAACAUCCGCGUCUUCGGGAGAGUCCGCCCCAUCACUAAGGAGGAUGGAGAGGGCCCGGAGGCGGUCAGCGCGGUGACAUUCGAUGCGGAUGACGACGCCGUCCUGCACCUCCUGCACAAGGGGAAGCAGGUGUCCUUUGAGCUGGACAAGGUGUUUCCCCCGCAGGCGUCCCAGGAGGAGGUGUUUCAAGAGGUUCAGGCCCUGGUCACCUCCUGCAUCGAUGGGUACAACGUCUGCAUUUUUGCCUACGGACAGACAGGGGCAGGGAAGACGUACACGAUGGAGGGAACCUCUGCAAACCCAGGCAUCAACCAGCGGGCCCUGCAGCUGCUCUUCUCCGAGGUGCGGAGCAAGGCGGCCGACUGGGACUACGCCAUCAGCGUCAGCGUGGCCGAGAUCUACAACGAGGCACUCAGGGACCUGCUGGGGAAGGAACCCCAGGAGAAGCUGGAGAUCAAGCUGUGCCCUGAUGGCAGCGGGCAGCUCUACGUACCCGGACUGACUGAGUUCAGCGUGCAGAGCGUGGAGGACAUCAACAAGGUCUUCGAGUUCGGCCACGUCAACCGCGUGACGGAGUGCACCAACCUGAACGAGCACAGCUCCCGCUCCCACGCGCUGCUCAUCGUCACCGUCCGCGGCCUCGACCGCAGCACGGGGCUGCGCACCACGGGGAAGCUGAACCUGGUGGACCUGGCGGGCUCGGAGCGCGUGGGGCGCUCGGGCGCGGAGGGCAGCCGGCUGCGCGAGGCGCAGUACAUCAACAGGUCGCUGUCGGCGCUGGGGGACGUCAUCUACGCGCUGCGCUCCCGCCAGGGCCACGUGCCCUUCCGCAACUCCAAGCUGACCUACCUGCUGCAGGACUCGCUCAGCGGGGACAGCAAGACCCUCAUGAUGGUGCAGGUCUCCCCCGCCGAGAAGAACAGCAGUGAGACGCUGUGCUCCCUGAAGUUUGCUGAGCGUGUCCGCUCCGUGGAGCUGGGCCCUGUGUCCCGCAAGGCCGAGCUGGUGUCCUGGCCCAGCCAGGAGCAGCUGGAGGGUGACUUGCCGGGAUCCUCCGGCCGGGGCCACGCGUCCCCCAGCCCUGGGCUGCCCAGCGGCCGCAGCACCUCCAUCCGCAGGAAGCUGCAGACCUCAGGGAAGCUGAGGCCGGUCCCCGUGUGACACACGCUGCAGGACUCAGCCCCUCACCCACCUCGGUGCCCCGGCCACGUUCGGAGCUGUACCUGGGGGUGGCAGUACCCCCUCCUGCCGUGGCACCUCCCGUCGUGAGACACACGGCUCUGGGACUUCUCAUUCUUGCUGGCUUUAGGCAGAGCAAGGAGCCUUCCCACCUCUGCAGCUUUGUUUUUAGGACAGUUGGGGUAUCUGGCUGGAAGGAUCGGGGCUGAGCACCCCCAUCUCACUGCGGUGGGGACGCUGCUGCUGCAGGAGCCUGGCUCGGAGCAGUGAGCACCGGGCUGAAGUGCGGGACGAGGUUUGGCUUGGCGUGACUGUGCCCAGCUCCCUGCCAUAAGGUUCUGCUCCACCCCGCGCCCCCCACCCUGGCCUCUUUUGGAGCAGCACGGCCCAGAUUUGAAGCCGGAAUAACCCCAGCAGUUCCUUUCCCUGUUGGAUUCUCAUGCCCUAUUGCACGAAGGCACCCCGGUGCUGCUGCAUGCACCCUGCCCAAAGGGAGAGCAGCCACAGGGCUGCCCCCCUGGCACCAGCAGGGGCUUUGCAGUCUUGAAGGAAGCUAUUGUAAAGUGACUGAACAGUUGUCUUCUCAAGAGAGAUCACAGUGUGGUCAAGAUGAAUGUGUUUGAAAUAUUUAUAACCUGUUUACAUGGUCUUGGAAUGGGAAAAAAAAACCCCUCCAGCCCAGUGCUGUUGGAGUACGUGUGGUGGUGGGGGCUGGCAGGGGCACGGAGGGGCAGUGGGAGCCCCAGUGCAGCUCCUGGGGCAGCUGCAACCAUGGGAGGUAUGCACUGCACCUUCCAGCUCCUGGCACUCCUCCACGCCAUAUCCUAUUAAAGAAAAAAAAAAAAAAGGGAAAGAAAAAAAGGGAAAAAUAAAUCUAGUCUUUUGUUAAGAUUAGAUGUUUCUAUGUAUUUUAAUAAUAUAUAUAUAUCCUGUUUUAUAACAAAAUUAUUUUAAAUAAAGCAUUAAAGCCA
This is a messenger RNA of Gallus gallus (chicken), 4436 nucleotides long. It is a transcript of the gene KIFC2, whose product is annotated as kinesin family member C2. Gene Ontology annotation, molecular function: microtubule motor activity; ATP binding; microtubule binding. The transcript is spliced from 19 exons. NCBI's taxonomy places the organism in Eukaryota, Metazoa, Chordata, Aves, Galliformes, Phasianidae. Gene Ontology annotation, biological process: microtubule-based movement. The record is from RefSeq and is a predicted model, not a curated record. Bases 886 to 3447 code for a protein of 853 amino acids.